GCGAAAGAAAAGCCAGAGCAGAAACCAUCGAAAAAAAGUGAUUGUGAAAGGACCACUUUUCUAUCGAAAUUAGAGAAUAAAGUUUGCCGCAGAAGAAACGAGUUUUUAAUGCAAUUCGUGGAUCUACGCCAGAAGGUAGUUCCCCGUUAAUUUUAGGUGCAAAUUGUAGUGAACACACAAAAGGCCAUAGAAUGUUCCCGACGAUUGACGUCGGAGCGACGACCGUUUCGGCGCUGAGCUUGCUGCUGCUGCUGGUGACGUUCGGGGCGCGCGGCGGAAGUGGCCAGCAGGGCGAGAUGAACGACUACCUGAAGCGGGAGCACUCGCUGAUUAGGCCGUAUCAGGGCUCCGGAAUGACCAUCCCGUACUGGGACUUUAUCGGGUCGACGUUCGUAACGAACAGCUACGUCCGGCUGACGCCGGACCUGCAGUCCAAGAGUGGGGCAAUCUGGAAUCAGAUGCCUUGCACUUCGAUCAACUGGGAGGUGCACAUCAGCUUCAAGGUGCACGGCAAGGGCAAGGACCUGUUUGGGGACGGGAUGGCCAUCUGGUACGCGAAGGACCGGUUGCAGACGGGGCCGGUGUUUGGCAGUCGGGAUCCCUUCCAGGGGUUGGCCAUCAUCCUGGACACGUACUCGAAUCACAACGGACCGCACAACCAUCAGCAUCCGUACAUCAGUGCGAUGGUCAACAAUGGCAGUCUGACGUACGACCACGACCGCGAUGGGACGCACACGCAGCUAGCGGGAUGCGAGGCCAAGUUCCGGAACGUGGACUACGACACGAUGAUUGCCAUCCGGUACGAGAACGACGUGCUGACGGUGUCCACUGACUUGGAGAACCAGAACACGUGGAAGCAGUGCUUCCAGGUGACGGGCGUCAAACUGCCCACGGGUUACCACUUUGGCGUGUCCGCCACGACCGGUGACCUGUCCGACAACCACGACCUCACCGCCAUCAAGUUCUACGAGCUGGAAGCGCCUCCACUGCUUUCCGAGGACCGCUCCCAGAUCCUGCCGUCGGCGGCCAGCUUCGAAGCCCCGCGCGAGCACAAAUCCGACCCGAAAUCUUCCGGCGCGGCGUCCAACAUCAAGAUCUUCUUCCUCAUCCUGCUGGCGAUGCUGAUCGUGGUGGUGCUGGUCGUGGUCGGAAUCAUGUUCUACCAGAAGCACCAGGAAAAUGCCCGCAAGCGGUUCUACUGAGGGACCAACUCCGCCGGAGCAGCAGCUUUAAAAUACCAAAAUUAUGGUCAUCAUUUAGUUUUCUCUUUUGAUUUUUGCUCAUCAUAAGUUACGUAAAGCGAGAAGAAAAUGCAUUUCUUUCAAAAAACAACACGACAAAGUAAUUUUUAAGCGAAACGACGAUUUCAUCCGGAAUCUUGAAUCUUUAAUUGGCGGAAAUGGUUUAACGGAUUAAAUGGCACCUGGAUUGACUGGAUUUUAGCUCGUAAGGACCCUAGUCUCUCGCGUGUCGUCGGCGUAAAUAAGAUAAUCGAGUGGUUUUGUUGUACAUUUCUCAAAUCGCACCAUUUCGGCACAUUUGUAGCAAAAAAAAAAUUAAAUCACAUUUGGAACCAACAAAAGACGUCAGGAAGAGCCGAUUAUUUAAGGUUUAAGUGAAAUAAAACCAAAAAAAAAUCUCA
Messenger RNA from Culex pipiens pallens (northern house mosquito), 1642 nucleotides. Its product is annotated as vesicular integral-membrane protein VIP36. Gene Ontology annotation, molecular function: D-mannose binding. Gene Ontology annotation, biological process: Golgi organization; endoplasmic reticulum organization; endoplasmic reticulum to Golgi vesicle-mediated transport. Gene Ontology annotation, cellular component: Golgi membrane; COPII-coated ER to Golgi transport vesicle; endoplasmic reticulum-Golgi intermediate compartment. Bases 192 to 1202 code for a protein of 336 amino acids. The transcript is spliced from 3 exons. The record is from RefSeq and is a predicted model, not a curated record. NCBI's taxonomy places the organism in Eukaryota, Metazoa, Arthropoda, Insecta, Diptera, Culicidae.